Molecule: messenger RNA, 3200 nt
Organism: Hippopotamus amphibius kiboko
Lineage: Eukaryota; Metazoa; Chordata; Mammalia; Artiodactyla; Hippopotamidae
Product: ubiquitin carboxyl-terminal hydrolase 15-like
Biological process (GO): protein deubiquitination
Molecular function (GO): cysteine-type deubiquitinase activity
Source: RefSeq, a predicted model, not a curated record
AUGGCAGAAGGCAGAGCGGUGGAUCUGGACGCCCUUCGGUCUGGCAUCGCGACGCUGCUCAAAACCUCGCUCCGGAAAGGGGACACCUGGUACCUAGUCGAUAGUCACUGGUUCAAACAGUGGAAAAAAUAUGUUGGCUUUGACAGUUGGGACAAAUACCAGAUGGGAGAUCAAAAUGUAUAUCCUGGACCCAUUGAUAACUCUGGGCUUCUUAAAGAUGGUGAUGCCCAGUCACUUAAGGAGCAUCUUAUUGAUGAAUUGGAUUACAUACUGUUGCCAGCUGAGGGCUGGAAUAAACUCGUCAGCUGGUACACGUUGAUGGAAGGUCAGGAACCAAUAGCACGAAAGGUGGUUGAACAGGGUAUGUUUGUAAAGCACUGCAAAGUAGAAGUAUAUCUCACAGAAUUGAAGCUAUGUGAAAAUGGAAACAUGAACAAUGUUGUAACUCGAAGAUUUAGCAAAGCUGACACAAUAGAUACAAUUGAAAAGGAAAUAAGAAAAAUCUUCAGUAUUCCAGAUGAAAAGGAGACCAGGUUGUGGAACAAAUACAUGAGUAAUACAUUUGAACCACUGAAUAAACCAGACAGCACCAUUCAGGAUGCUGGUUUAUACCAAGGACAGGUGUUAGUGAUAGAACAGAAAAAUGAAGAUGGAACAUGGCCAAGGGGUCCUUCUACGCCUAAGUCCCCAGGUGCAUCCAAUUUUUCAACUUUACCAAAGAUGUCUCCUUCAUCUCUAUCAAAUAAUUAUAACAACAUCAACAACAGAAAUGUGAAAAACUCAAAUUAUUGUCUCCCAUCAUAUACUGCUUAUAAGAACUGCGAUUAUUCAGAACCUGGAAGAAACAAUGAACAGCCAGGCCUCUGUGGCCUAAAUAACUAGGGAAAUACAUGUUUCAUGAACUCAGCUAUUCAGUGUUUGAGCAAUACCCCUCCACUUACUGAAUAUUUCCCGAAUGACAAGUAUCAAGAGGAACUGAAUUUCGACAAUCCCUUGCGAAUGAGAGGUGAAAUAGCUAAAUCUUAUGCUGAAUUGAUCAAGCAAAUGUGGUCUGGAAAAUUUAGCUACGUCACACCAAGAGCCUUUAAGACACAGGUAGGACGUUUUGCACCUCAGUUCUCUGGAUACCAGCAGCAGGACUGUCAGGAACUAUUAGCUUUCCUAUUAGAUGGACUACAUGAGGAUUUGAAUAGGAUUAGGAAAAAACCAUAUAUAUAAUUAAAAGAUGCUGAUGGAAGACCAGAUAAGGUAGUUGCUGAAGAAGCCUGGGAAAACCAUUUAAAAAGAAAUGAUUCUAUCAUAGUAGAUAUAUUUCAUGGCCUUUUUAAAUCAACUUUCGUUUGUCCUGAAUGUGCUAAGAUUUCAGUAACAUUUGAUCCUUUUUGUUACUUGACACUUCCAUUGCCCAUGAAAAAAGAACAGACCUUGGAAGUUUAUUUAGUUAGAAUGGAUCCACUUACCAAACCUAUGCAGUACAAAGUGGUUGUCUGCAAAACUGGAAACAUACUUGAUCUUUGUAGGGCACUGUCUGCUUUGUCAGGAGUACCUGCAGAUAAGAUGAUAGUAACUGAUAUAUACAAUCACAGAUUUCACAGAAUAUUUGCAAUGGAUGAAAACCUUAGUAGUAUUAUGGAACGGGAUGAUAUUUAUGUGUUUGAGAUUAACAUCAAUAGGACAGAAGACACAGAUGCAGUGAUUAUUCCUGUUUGUCUGAGAGAAAAAUUUAGACACUCAAGUUACACCCACCACACUGGUUCUUCACUUUUUGGUCAGCCUUUUCUUAUGGCUGUACCAUGAAACAAUACUGAAGAUAAACUCUAUAACCUUCUGCUUGUGGGAAUGUGCCGAUAUGUCAAAAUAUCUACUGACACCGAAGAAAAUGAAGGAUCCCUACACUGCUGUAAGGACCAGAAUAUUAAUGGGAAUGGCCCAAAUGGCAUACAUGAAGAAGGCUCACCAAGUGAAAUGGAAACAGACGAGCCAGAUGAUGAAUCCAGCCAGGAUCAAGAACUUCCCUCCGAGAAUGAAAACAGUCAGUCUGAAGAUUCAGUUGGAGGAGAUAAUGAUUCUGAAAAUGGAUUAUGUACAGAGGAAACUUGCAAAGGUCAACUCACGGGACACAAAAAACGAUUGUUUACAUUCCAGGUCAACAACUUAGGCAAUACUGAUAUCAACUACAUCAAAGAUGAUACCAGGCAUAUAAGAUUUGAUGAUAGGCAGCUUAGGCUAGAUGAAAGAUCUUUUCUUGCUUUGGAUUGGGAUCCUGAUUUGAAAAAAAGAUAUUUUGAUGAAAAUGCUGCGGAGGAUUUUGAAAAACAUGCAAGUGUGGAAUACAAACCUCCUAAAAAACCCUUUGUGAAAUUAAAAGAUUGCAUUGAGCUUUUUACAACAAAAGAAAAGCUAGGUGCUGAAGAUCCCUGGUAUUGUCCAAAUUGUAAAGAACAUCAGCAAGCCACAAAGAAAUUGGAUUUAUGGUCCCUGCCUCCAGUACUUGUGGUACAUCUCAAGCGAUUUUCUUACAGUCGCUACAUGAGAGACAAGUUGGAUACUUUAGUUGAUUUUCCUAUCAAUGAUUUGGAUAUGUCGGAAUUCCUAAUUAAUCCAAAUGCAGGUUCUUGCUGCUAUAAUUUGAUUGCUGUUUCCAACCACUAUGGAGGGAUGGGAGGAGGACACUAUACUGCUUUUGCAAAAAAUAAAGAUGAUGGAAAAUGGUACUACUUUGAUGACAGUAGUGUCUCAACUGCAUCUGAAGACCAGAUUGUGUCGAAAGCAGCAUAUGUGCUCUUCUACCAGAGACAAGACACUUUCAGUGGAACUGGCUUUUUUCCUCUUGACCGAGAAACUAAAGGUGCUUCAGCCGCCACAGGCAUCCCGUUAGAGAGUGAUGAAGAUAACAAUGACAAUGACAUAGAGAAUGAAAACUGUAUGCACACUAACUAACGCAAGUCCUAGAAGCCAUAGGAGAGAGACUUUCCUGCUGGUGGUGUCUGCUGAAAUGAUGCAGUCACCCACCACAUUAAACAAAAGUCUGAGAUGGGAGUUUCAGAUAACUGAAUGUAAAUCCUCUGUCAGAUUUUAACUUGUGCAGUACUUGAAGUGAAACACAAUGAAAACUUUAACAGAAAUUGUCUCUUAAUACAUUUACAGUCUUGUAUUUACAAGCUAAAUAUAUAUAGGAAAUCACAAAUAAAUCCCUUUUA